AUGUCCGUCCGGCCACCCACUUUCCAAAUAUUCUGGCAGCACUGCUCUCGUGCUUCCCUACGCCCUGGAUUUCAACAACCCUUCUCCUCGUCAUGGCGCACAUUCACUUCAAGUGUUUCUCGUCGUGCAACUGCCCCUAAACCCCGAAGAAGAGCGGCUCCGGCGUACGAAAUCAACUCAAAGCCCAGCUUUCUGCAACCACGGGCCGGGGGAUUGGGCGGAUUGUUUACAAGAGUCGCCAAGGAGGGAGAUGUUGUGCUUUUCAAAUCAGGAUCACAACGCGUUUACGUCCUGAGUGCCUAUGGCUUGUCUGCGUUCUGCUUCGCUUAUGCCGUCUACAACUCAAAUGCGGUUUUCCGGGACCCCGUUACAGUCCUCCCGGUCUGGCAGCAAGCCCUCUUUGGCGGUAUUUGUGUUACAAUGAGCGUUAUGGGCACCGUCUUCUUUGUUCGGACGGGUAACGUUGUUCGAAGUAUCAAGGCCGUCCAGUCACAAGGCCAGCCCCGUAUCCGCUUCGAAAUUCGGCGCUUGACCCCUUUUAUGAAGCCUUAUCAGUUUGACGUACAAGCCUCCCAGGUCCGUAUCUCUCGAAAAUUGGCAGUGUCUCCGGAGACGCGGGAGCGCUUUGAGAGUGACAGCAAAAAGCUUGGUUCGCCUGAUGAACCAACGCGGAGUUUCUUCAAGGCUCCCGUACAAAUGAUGAGCUACGGACUCUGGAAAGUUUUCAUAUCUGUUCGGCAGGUUUUUAACAGUGAAGACUUCAUUCUCAUGCGGAUUGAGGGCCGAAAGGGCACCUUCCGAGUGGACUCAAAAGGCUUUGUUGACCGGGACUUCCUGCUUCUCGGCGAUCCGGUUCAAUUCAGAUCGAAUGCCUAG
Molecule: messenger RNA, 876 nt
Organism: Penicillium macrosclerotiorum
Lineage: Eukaryota; Fungi; Ascomycota; Eurotiomycetes; Eurotiales; Aspergillaceae
Exons: 1
Coding region: 1-876 (291 amino acids)
Source: RefSeq, a predicted model, not a curated record